Messenger RNA from Camponotus floridanus (Florida carpenter ant), 4361 nucleotides. It is a transcript of the gene BOD1, whose product is annotated as biorientation of chromosomes in cell division protein 1-like 1. The record is from RefSeq and is a predicted model, not a curated record. The transcript has 3 exons. Bases 162 to 4163 code for a protein of 1333 amino acids. Lineage: Eukaryota; Metazoa; Arthropoda; Insecta; Hymenoptera; Formicidae.
GCGCACGCAAUGUGAGAAGGCGUGAAAAGAUAUGGCCGCGAUGCGUACUGUAUCUAUUGCCUGAUGAGGUGAUUCUGCCAGCGUUAAUCAGUGAAAAUGAUUGCUUCUCCUAUUUUGUGACGAACGAAAUAUCUGAUUCUGGUCGAUCAUCGUUAGUCGAUAUGGAAUUAGGUUUAUCCAAUACUUUGCUAGCCGGUGACCCGCGAUUGAUCGAUCAUAUAGUGGGCGAAGUUAAGUCUCAAGGCAUUUUUGAUCAGUUUCGCAAAGAAUGCAUCGCCGAUGUUGAUACAAAGCCAGCGUAUCAAAAUCUGAGGACAAGAGUUGAAGGUUCCGUAAACUCUUUUCUUACUAAACAAGUAUGGAAACCAGACUUGAACAAGAAUCAGCUCCGAGAAACUUUGCGCAAACAUAUACACGAUGCACCAUAUCUCGAUGCUGGUGUAGAACGGAUAGUAGAUCAAGUCGUAAAUCCCAAAGUCUAUGCAGUUUUUAUGUCACAAAUAGAAGAUGUAGUAUAUAAAUUUCUGGGUAUAGAAAGACCAAAGGUGAAAGAGAAAAAUGGUGCUUGCGGUCUUAAAGAUUUAUUACCUAAAGAUUUGGAUCCAGUCUCACCAGAGUCUGAUAAGAACAGUUUGAAGGAUGUAUCCCUCGAAUCGAUAGAUGCAAGCGAUGUGAAUGAUGUUGAGGGAAAACAAUUUGAUAAAACAAAUGAACAAAAGUUCCAAGGUGAGGAGAUAUACAGAGAUAAAAAUAAAACUAGCCCUGAAAAUGGACAUAUCUCCUCAGAAGAGAAAACAUUGGAUGAAUCUUGUAAAGCUUUAAAUAAAACUGGUAGUAACCUGAAUUUAAACACAUCUGGAAAAUCGGAUGACAAAAUGGAAGACGAGGACGAAGAGGUUAGUCCAACAUUUGAACCAAUAGAUAUUAUGAAUUUGAAUGAAUCCAACAUUUCCAACGACUCACAUUUAUCAGGAAUAUCAGAAUUAACGAGUCACAGAUCAAGAAGUCCAGAUUUUUCGAACGAAUUAUCGCGAGAUAACUUUGAUUGUAGCAAUCAAGAUUCUCAACUUAGCAAGGUUUCCUCAGAUUCUCGAUUAUCGAUAGUAACAGAUUUUGGGUCUUCCAACCAUGGUUUAACACCAGUACAUGAUGCAUUGAAAGAUGAUGUAACAAAGGACAAAUAUGAAGUUAAAAAUAGUAAAGAUAAUUUUAAAGCAAUUAGGGAGUUUGAUUCGUCUAAGAACAAAAUGACCAAAAGCAAUUUUGACUUUGCUAAAAAUAAAGAUGCACAAGAUUAUAAAGAUACAAAAGAUUUUAAAAGCACUAAAAGUAUAUCUUCUAAAGAAAAUUCUCGUGAUGCUACAGAUAGUGGUAUGAAAGAUAAAUAUGAUAAAAGUUCCAAGGAAAAGAGUAAAGAUAGCGAAUCCAAAUCAAAAAGCACAAAAGAAAAGAUCAGCAGUAAGGAUGUAAAAUAUUAUAAAGACAGAAGUAAUGAAAGAAAGAAAUCACGUAGUCACAGUAGUGAAAAGUACGAUAAACAUAAUAAGAGUAAAUCUAAAGAUAAAAUUGAUCAGGUGAAAGAAAAUUCAGACAAAGCUAAAGAUAUUUCAGAAUCUUUGAAAGAUAACGCCAACAAAAUUAAAGAUGAGAAACUCAAGGAAGCAGACAAAAAAGAUAACAUCAAUAAAGAAGCGAAAGAUUUAAAAGAUAUCUAUAAAGAGAAAAUCAGAGAGCUUCGAGAGAAGAAGGAAUUGACAGAGAAAGAAAAAUUAAAUAAAGACAAAGAUGUUAAACUUACUAAAGAAACUAAAGAAAAGAAGGAUUCUCUUAAAGACAAAAAAUCAAGCAGAAAAGAGCAUAGAAGCUCAUCGUCGUCAUCGUCGUCGAAAAAUAUCCCUGUAACUUAUCACGAAAGUAGAAACAGCAAGGCGUCAGAAAAAAUUGUAGAUGGAAAAGAUAAAAGAUCAGACUCGAAAGAUAAAGCAAAACGAGAUGAAAAACGAUUGUCGAAAGAUAAUAAAGGUAAGAGUCACUACAGUAGCAAGACAGAUCUAUCGGACAAGUCUGAUCCAAAAAAAGUUUCGAAAAGUGAGAAAGAAGAUAAAGGCGGAAAAGUGGAUGUAAAAAAGGAUGGCAAAGCGAGCAGUGAAAAGACAAAUGGUAAGAAGGAUGCGAAAAGUUAUUUGCAACAUAGCAAAAGUUCAGAUCGCAAUGAGAAAUCAGAUGGUAAGAGAGACUCGAAAAACGAUAGUCCGUCAAAGGAUAAAAAACGUCGAGAGGAUAAAAAAUCAAAGACAAAGGAUGAUCAUUCAAGCUUACGCAAAAGCUCUAAUGAUCGACGUUCCACUGACAGAGAUGGCUCGAAUGGCUCGAAUAGCAAGACCUCGCCAUCCAACAAUACAAAUUCUAAUAUGACAAGCACCAAAUCAGGUACGUCAAGUUUGAAGGAAAGUAAUCACGUUAGCAAUUCUGGUAGCGAAACGUCAGAUAGUAUUGAAGAAACGCAAAUGAAUGACUCAUUGCAACAACCAAACUCUAAAUUAUCUCAUAAAAUCAAUUUGAUAGAUGAUAAGACUCUAAAAUUGGAACCUGAUAAUAUAAAUGAAACGUAUGACAAACACGAGGAAGAAGCAGAUUCGUGUGACACAAAUUUACCAUUAAAAAAGAGAUUGUUAUCUAAGAGGAUUGUAAUUAAAGAGGACGAGUCAACUUCUGACGAUGUGAAAAUCAGAAAGCCAAAAUUCGCAAAAAAUAUACACGAAGCUAAAAGACUUAUGAAAAUCAGAAAGCUGAUGGAAAAGGAGAAACUUAAGGAGGAUAAGAAAGGAGAGAAGAAAAUUACGUACGAAACGGAACAAACAAGUCAAUUGAGUACAGCAAAAGAUGUUGACAAUCUCGAAGACAUGCCAGACGACGAGCGUGUUCAGAUUAUAGAGAUUCCUGACGAGGAAUACGAGGAACCUUAUCCCGAGAAGCAUGAAACCAACUUAACAUUAGACGAAAGAUCGAUAAUAAUGCUAGGAACAGAAUCUUGUACAAAUGAUUUCUUAAAUAGACAAUCCAAGUCAUCCAAGUUAUCCAAUAUGGAGUUGUGUAUAAAGCAAUCCCUAAGUGAAAUAGUAUCGAAUGUAUCAGAAGAAACGAUACAGAAUUCAAAAACUGACGAGAAAACUACGCAGCUUGAUGAUUCACAUGUAGAAGAUAAAACAGCAUCUAAGGAGGGACAUGAUGUUGCAAAAGACACUAAUAACAAAACACCAAAUAUUGAUGCAGAAAAAUGUUCUUCGCAAAUAGAGAAAACAUAUAUUUCACAUGAACAGAGAGAACUCACAGUAUCGGCAAAAUCUGAAUCUGUGGAUAAUAGCGAGAACAGAAGUGCAGAACAAUCGAUGGAGAAGGAUGCGGAAGUAUGGAAUUAUAAUGAAACGGAAAUGCAGAACGAUAAUGAAGCGCAGAUUGACAAUCGGACAGAGAUAAGAGACGACAUCGAAGAACCGGAGGAUGAGAAGCAGGUAGAAAUGUGUACAUCACCAAUCGAUACGACGAUAGAUAUACAUAGCAAUUGUCAAGAAACUAAGUCCUCAUCCUCCGUCAUCAGCGAGGAUAGAGAAGAUGGAGAAGAUUGCUAUUACUUUAAGACUGACAAUAAGAGAUCGGAAAGAUUCUCGAGUUUCUUAGAAUCUCUAGAAUUGUUGGAGAAUUCGUCUCUAGAAGACAUAAUAGAGAGUCUAGGUGGCAAGGUAGUUCUCUCGGUACCAAAAUCCAUGGCUGCACCACCAUUGCCAAAAUUGCGCAAGCGUUCAUCCAGUCCCUUAUCCGACAUACUGGUAAAUAAUUCGGAUAAUAAUAAUGAGGAUCAUAAACGGACAUUGUCGCUCAAUGAAGAUACCGUACACAAUGUCAAAAAAAGAAGAUUCAAUAAAAAACCGAGAUUUUCGAAUUUAUGUAAUCCGCAGGGAGUCUCGAAUGGCGAGAAUUUCGUCAUGCCUCUGAGCCCGGAUAGCGAUGUGUCCGCAACAAGCGAAAAAACAUCGUCUAAUGUGAUCAAAGAAGAAAAAAGCCGCAAUAGGAGCAGUCAACGAUAUUCAAGCGAUGACUUGUAUAAACCACGUCCAUUAUUUUCCAGUUCUUCUCGUCGAAGCAGACGAUUUAAUCAAGCAUAGCUAGUGCUACAUGGAUUCAGGUGUUAAAUGAACUUUUAUUUUAUACCAUUUCAAAGUAAAUUUGUCUCAUUACAUAAUAGUGAAUCGUACAUCUCAAAAUAUGGUGAGUCAUCAUAUUUAAUUUAUAUCAUUCAAAUUUUUCAUAAUAUUUUAAAUGCGUUUGUUUAAAAUUCCGACCUUUAAAACAUUGAAAUUAUU